Molecule: messenger RNA, 2260 nt
Organism: Manihot esculenta (cassava)
Lineage: Eukaryota; Viridiplantae; Streptophyta; Magnoliopsida; Malpighiales; Euphorbiaceae
Product: cell division cycle 20.1, cofactor of APC complex
Exons: 6
Coding region: 324-1691 (455 amino acids)
Biological process (GO): anaphase-promoting complex-dependent catabolic process; positive regulation of anaphase-promoting complex-dependent catabolic process; positive regulation of ubiquitin protein ligase activity
Cellular component (GO): anaphase-promoting complex
Molecular function (GO): ubiquitin ligase activator activity; protein binding; anaphase-promoting complex binding
Source: RefSeq, a predicted model, not a curated record
GCGAACACCAUUUCCAGAAACCAACUACAUCAAAAACCCUAAUUGCGACUAUAAUCAGUAUAUAAACACUCGAAUUCAAUUGUUGAAAUUCACAACAUAAUCUCUCUCUCUCUCUCUCUCUCUCUCUCUCAAUCCACAAGCUCAAAGGGUGCAAAGCCCACGCUCUCUCACUUCUUUUAUUUUCUUUACAUUUAUUUUCCGUUUUUUUUUUCAAUUUUUUUUGUUAUCUUUCUAUCUAAUCUUCUCUUGUUCUACAGGUUUUAGUUUCUUUGUUUGUAUCUAUCUGUUCUAUUAUUUGGAUUUGUUUUGUUGGUAUUAACAUCAUGGAUGCAGGAUCAGUGAACUCUUCUUCCAACUUGAAAGCACAAUCUAGAUUCCCACUUCAAGAUCAGGUUCUCCAAAGAAAGAAUUCGAAAGAAAACUUGGAUAGAUUUAUCCCAAAUCGGUCAGCAAUAGAUUGGGACUAUGCCCACUACAUGCUAACAGAAGGUAAGAAAGGAAAAGAUGACCCUGCAGUGAGCUCUCCAUCAAGAGAGGCCUACAGGAAGCAACUGGCGGAAACUUUGAACAUGAACCGGACUCGAAUUCUAGCUUUCAAGAACAAGCCUCCAGCUCCUGUGGAAUUGAUCCCACAAGAGCACACUUCCUCAUCUCACCUCCAGGCUAAACCCACCAAGCCCCGAAGACACAUUCCACAGACUUCUGAGAGGACAUUGGAUGCUCCUGAUCUUCUUGAUGAUUUCUACCUGAACUUACUGGAUUGGGGCAGCAGCAAUGUUCUAGCUAUAGCUCUUGGAAGCACAGUAUAUUUGUGGGAUGCUUCUGAUGGUUCUACCUCGGAACUUGUGACAAUUGAUGAUGAAAUUGGUCCUGUUACCAGUGUCAAUUGGGCUCCCGAUGGGCGCCACAUUGCCAUUGGUUUGAACAAUUCUGAGGUCCAGUUAUGGGAUUCUGCUGCUAAUCGACAGCUUAGAACAUUGAGAGGAGGCCAUAGAUCACGAGUUGGGUCACUGGCAUGGAACAAUCAUAUCCUUACUACUGGAGGAAUGGAUGGCCAAAUAAUUAAUAAUGAUGUAAGAAUUAGAUCACACAUUGUGGAGACCUAUAGAGGACAUCAACAAGAGGUUUGUGGGCUUAAAUGGUCAGCUUCGGGCCAACAGUUAGCAAGUGGAGGCAACGAUAACCUCGUUCACAUAUGGGAUAGAUCCUUAGCAUCAUCAAAUUCUGCUACACAAUGGCUUCACAGGCUUGAGGACCAUACUUCUGCAGUGAAAGCUCUCGCUUGGUGUCCAUUCCAAGGAAAUUUGCUGGCCACCGGAGGCGGUGGUGGUGAUAGGUGCAUAAAGUUUUGGAAUACACACACUGGUGCUUGCUUGAACUCAGUAGACACUGGUUCUCAAGUCUGUUCUCUAUUGUGGAGUAAGAAUGAGAGGGAAUUGCUCAGCUCUCAUGGAUUUACUCAGAAUCAGCUCACUCUCUGGAAAUAUCCAUCAAUGGUGAAAAUGGCAGAACUCACUGGCCAUACGUCUAGAGUCCUUUUCAUGACUCAGAGUCCAGAUGGUUGCUCAGUGGCAACAGCAGCAGGUGAUGAAACGCUAAGAUUUUGGAAUGUUUUUGGAGUCCCAGAAGCGGCUAAACCUGCUCCAAAAGCAAAUCCUGAGCCUUUUUCCCAUUUGACUCGCAUCCGCUGAAAAGGAUCAUGAGGAUAGGCGCUGGAUUCAUUGAAGUCUGAGGUCUCUAUAGAUCUUUGGUGCCUAGUGAUUCGGACAAGAACAGCUAAAGAAAGCACCUUCAGUUUCUUUUCAGACCAAUCAACUGCCAAGGCUAAAAUAGAAGUUUGGUGUCAAUUAAUUGUCAGUGUCCUCCAUCUAGACAAUUCAGUUUCAGGAGAAGGCCGAGAUGUUUCGAUCAAGAUCUGCAUUGUCCAUUCAAAUCUCUCCGUGUAGAUGGGAUUGUAUGUAAAAUAGCAUUUAAUAGAGCCCCUGAAAUUCCCAUUUUGGUUUUUGGGGAUGAGUGGAUGUAUCAAUGUUUAUUAAUAGACAGGAGCAUUCAGGUCCUUUCUCCGUGGAUGUAGUCACUGUACUGUGACGAACCCCGUAAAUUCUGUGCCUUUUUUUUUAUUUUUUAUUUUUAUCUUUCCUCCUUUUCUUCUUGGUCCUUGGUGUAAAAUGUCAAAAUGAAGAGGCACCAAGUCAAACGUAUUAAAUUUGAAACCAUUGAAAGGAGAACAAAAGAAAAGGAAAUUAUUUUCCUCUGCCAA